CCGGUAGGGCUACUUCCCGCUACGUAACUUCUGCAUGCAUUACUUCCAGCAACCGUCGCACUCUGCUGUAGCACUGAACAGCACGACCACUGUAGCUGUAUCCAUUUAUCCGUCCCACACAUACUGCCACCGAACUUACGAUGGCUGAGCCGAAUGCUGCCCCGCACAACGAGCUCAACCCCGCCACGACAGGCAGCACCGCGACACACGACGGAGACAAGGACGAGCACAACAGACCACGAGACAGCAAGGGCUGGGAUGGCAAACUGAGGGUGGAAAAGAAUGUUGUGGUCAAGUACCCGACAGAGCCAAACGCAGCACCGCAGAGCGAUGCAGAAGAGUCGGAAGAUGAAGGGCCGCCACCAGACGAGAUUCAGGCAGACGAGGACCUCCUUGAUGGUGUAUCUGACAACGAAGAUGAGAUUGAGCUAGUGCACUGCAAGAUCGGAGACAUGUCGAAACUGAGACUAGAGCGGUUCAAGCAGAUGAAGCGUCUUUGCUUGCGGCAAAACCGCAUACAAAUAAUCUACAUUCCGACCGACGCUUCCGCAACCUUAACUGAGAUCGACUUGUACGACAAUCUCAUUUCACACGUCAAAGGCUUCGACGCAUUCACCGAACUCACUUCGCUCGAUCUCUCCUUCAACAAGAUCAAACACAUCAAGCGCCUAAACCACCUGAACAAGCUGAAAGACCUAUACUUUGUGCAGAAUAAGAUCAGUACUAUCGAGAACCUGGAUGGGUUGACCAAUCUGCGGCAAAUCGAGCUUGGGGCAAACAGAGUACGCGAGAUCCAGAACCUGGAGACACUCACAGGUCUGGAGGAGCUGUGGUUGGGUAAGAACAAGAUCACAGAGAUCAAGGGACUCGAUACCCUCACAAAUCUCAAGAUCCUAUCCAUCCAAUCGAACCGUCUACGAUCCAUAUCCGGGCUCGACAAACUCGUCAAUCUCGAAGAACUACACAUUUCGCACAAUAUGCUUACCUCGUUGGAAGGUUUGGAGCACAAUACCAAUCUACAGGUCAUCGACAUCAGCUCGAAUCCUAUCGAGCACCUCUCGGGUCUAGAGAACCUUACCCAUCUGACAGAGUUCUGGGCAUCCUACUGCAGAAUCAGCAGCUUUGCCGAAGUUGAGAAGGAGCUCAAAGACAAGGAAGAGCUAGAGACAGUGUACUUUGAAGGUAACCCUCUACAGCUCGCACAGCCAGCACUGUAUCGUAACAAAGUGCGUCUGGCACUCCCAAACAUCAAGCAGAUUGAUGCUACCUACGUGAAGCAGGUGUAGUAUACCGGGUGCCGAUGGAGGGGUUCCUUCCGGCGUUCAGGACGGAAACACGGGUAUGAUGGGAUACACCUCGAAUUUUCUGACGAUUCUGUAUUUGCAUGGCGCAGGAAUCAGCAUAUGCAUAUGCAUGGCCAGGCGUUGGAAUGGCCCAUAUUACUAGCAUAUAGACUACCAGAACGAAGACUUGCAAUCGCGU
Messenger RNA from Didymella exigua CBS 183.55, 1482 nucleotides. RefSeq names its product L domain-like protein. NCBI's taxonomy places the organism in Eukaryota, Fungi, Ascomycota, Dothideomycetes, Pleosporales, Didymellaceae. Gene Ontology annotation, molecular function: protein binding. Bases 141 to 1286 code for a protein of 381 amino acids. The transcript is spliced from 3 exons. The record is from RefSeq and is a predicted model, not a curated record.